AUGGAAUUACUGGUAAACUACUCAGUGGUAUCUGAGUUCAUUUUGUUGGGGCUCUCCAAAUCUCAGAAUCUUCAGAUCUUAUUCUUUUUGGGGUUCUUUGCUGUUUAUGUGGGGAUUGUGUUAGGGAACCUUCUCAUCUUGGUCACGGUGACCUUUGACUCUCGCCUUCACACACCGAUGUAUUUUCUUCUUAUAAAUCUCUCCUGUAUUGAUAUGAUCUUGGCUUCCUUUGCUACCCCUAAGAUGAUUGUGGAUUUCCUCCGCGAACAGAAGACCAUCUCUUGGUGGGGAUGCUAUUCUCAGAUGUUCUUCAUGCACCUUCUGGGUGGCAGUGAGAUGAUGCUGUUGGUAUCCAUGGCAAUAGAUAGGUAUGUUGCCAUCUGUAAACCCCUCCACUAUAUGACCAUCAUGAGCCCACGAGUGCUCGUUGGACUAGUGUUGACCUCUUACGCAGUUGGAUUUGUGCACUCAUCCAGUCAAAUGGCUUUCAUGUUGAACUUGCCCUUCUGUGGCCCCAAUGUCGUCGACAGCUUUUUCUGUGACCUUCCCCUUGUGAUCAAACUUGCCUGCAAGGAUACCUACAUGUUGCAACUCCUGGUUGUUGCUGACAGUGGCCUCCUGUCCCUCAUCUGCUUCCUCCUCUUGCUGGUUUCUUACACAAUCAUCAUAUACUCAGUUAGACACCGGGCUGCUAGUGGGUCCUCCAAGGCCUUCUCCACCCUCUCAGCACACAUCACAGUUGUGACUUUAUUCUUUGCCCCUUGUGUCUUUAUCUAUGUCUGGCCCUUCAACAGGUACUCUGUAGAUAAAAUCCUUUCUGUGUUUUACACAAUUUUCACGCCUCUCUUAAAUCCCAUUAUUUAUACCUUAAGGAACGAAGAGGUCAAAGCCGCCAUUAAGAAGAUAAGGACUCGGCAUAUAAAUUCGACACACUCUUUGUAGCUGGCAUCAGUGUGGAUGUCAUUAAGGAGUGGGGCGGUGGGGUGAUGUGGUGCAUCUGGAAGACUGCACCUGUUACAUGUACAAAGACCUGGAUUCAAGCCACUGGUCCCCCCCUGCCAGGGGAAGCUUCAGGAAUGGUGGAGCAGUGCUUCAACUUGCUCUCUUCCCACCUCCCUCUUCCCCACUCUAUUUCUUUCUGUCUCAGGAAAAAAAAAAAAAAAAAAGAAAAAUAGCUGCCAGAAAUACUGGACCCAUGCAGGCAAUUGAGCACCAAUGAUAACUCUGAUGGUAAAAAAAAAAAGAAAAGAAAAAAGAAAGGACUUUUAAAGUAUUCCAAGUUUUGUACAAGAAAAUGGCAGGUAUAGUUGCUAAGAAAGCAAUCCUUUUAAUUUUUUUUUCUUGUCCCCUUUAAGGGGUUAAAAACACGGUACCUGCGGUCUGUAAGAAACGUGUUUAUUCAAUUUAAUUUAAAGUCAUUUUCUACUUAUGACUAAUAGUAGUUUACAAGGUUUAGUUCUACACCACAUCCAUCACCAAAGCU
Erinaceus europaeus (western European hedgehog) is the source of this 1483-nucleotide messenger RNA. Its product is annotated as olfactory receptor 4K13. Gene Ontology annotation, molecular function: G protein-coupled receptor activity; olfactory receptor activity. Lineage: Eukaryota; Metazoa; Chordata; Mammalia; Eulipotyphla; Erinaceidae. Bases 1 to 942 code for a protein of 313 amino acids. Gene Ontology annotation, cellular component: membrane. Gene Ontology annotation, biological process: G protein-coupled receptor signaling pathway. The record is from RefSeq and is a predicted model, not a curated record. The transcript is spliced from 2 exons.